AUGGUGCUUGUCGCUUAUUCUGACUCAGAAGCCUCUGAUUCAGAGCCGGAGAAUAACACCCCCGCUCCCGUCCCUGCCUCAACAACCAAAGCCGCCGUAUCGUCCUCAGGCGCAGCUUCGACCGCAAACCCAAACUUCCCAUCCAUCGUCGAUAAAAGCAAUCCUCGCAAAAUCCGUGUCGCACUCCCAGAAAUCAAGCCGGAAACGCCAGUUGGAGACGAUGCCGAUGGCCCAGCGCGCAAAAAGCCUAGGAUAGGUGGAGGAGGCGGUGGUGCAUUUUCGGGGUUCAAUUCAUUCCUGCCGGCCCCGAAACGGCCCAACGCCACGGCAGAGAAGGAGAAAAAUCUAGGUGGAGGACCUGCGCGAAAGGUGCUCAGUUUGAAGACGGGUGCUGCACCGGGGUUCGAUCGGGAGGCUGACGAGGAGAUGAUGAAAGAUAUGGAGUUUGAUAACCUAGGGGCCGCUGGUGGCGAUGAUGAUGAGACUAUUCCGAAAGCUGGGAGUUCGCAAAAGGAGGGUUAUGAAGAGUUCGGGGAUGAUAAUCUGGAAAAUAUGACGAAGAAGAAACCGGAAGAGGUGGUCUUAAAGGGGAAUCCGAUGAUGUUUAAGCCGUUGUCGGUGGGGCGGACCCAGAAGAAAAAGAAGACGAUGGCCACGAUUAUACCGCCACCGAUGCCAGAGCCUAAAGAGAAAGAUGGGAGCGUGGAAGGAGAAAAAGGGACGAGCGUACAUGCCCCGGCUCAAGCCCAGAAGCCUACUGCGCCUCCUGCCCCGAAACCCAAAGUCAGCCUUUUCUCCCUGUCGACGGAUGAAAAAACUACGCCAGACACCUCGAAAUCAGCCAAUAGCUUUACAUACGAGCCCCUUGUAUAUACGAAUGAACACGCGCCUGCAGCUGGUCCAGUCCCAGAACCCGAGUCGGUUUCUGCCUCCUCAACGCAAACGGCCCCCCCAACACAAUCGUUGGAUUACAUCGCGGAUGAUCUGAACCUCUCCCGUGCUCAACGACGCCAGCUGUUUGGCCGCAAUGCCGACCCAUCGAAUUCCCGAAUUCUACACUUCAAUACGGAUAUGGAAUAUGCUACAAACCAGGAAAUGGCACAUAAGGAACUUGCUGCGACACAACACAACCCAGUUCGGGCUAUUGCCCCCGGCAAGCACACGCUGCAACAGUUGGUCAAUGCGGCAAGCACACAAAAGGAAGCCUUGGAGGAGAGUUUCGCAACUGGCAAACGGAACAAGAAAGAGGCCGGUGCCAAGUAUGGAUGGUAA
Molecule: messenger RNA, 1272 nt
Organism: Aspergillus puulaauensis
Lineage: Eukaryota; Fungi; Ascomycota; Eurotiomycetes; Eurotiales; Aspergillaceae
Product: PRCC domain-containing protein
Exons: 1
Coding region: 1-1272 (423 amino acids)
Cellular component (GO): nucleus
Source: RefSeq, a predicted model, not a curated record